GCAAAUCCCAUUUUCCCCCAAAAGCCUUCUUUGUUGAGCUUUAGGAUGAGGGUGGUCUUGGUAAAAAAAAAAAAAUCACAAAAAGAAGGGACUAUAGGAGAAGGGGGGAAAAGAUCCUUUUUGUUUUAAUCUGUGUAUCGGGAAAAGAGAAGCUGCCAAGGAUAUGAGCCGAGGGAUCCCUAAGAGGCAAUUGACAUGGGGUCAGGAUGAAGUAGGGCUGGAAUCUAGAGAGAGGAAAGACCCUGGGAGCAUUGAAGGGCGGCCCGGCCUGGAACCGAGGAGAGGAGAAGCAGUGGGGAGGAGUUAGGGCAGUUUCCUCUCCCUCCCUUCCUCCACCCUAACUAUGGCCUGCCUCCACGAGACUCGAACGCCCUCACCCUCCUUUGGAGGUUUCAUGGCAGCCCUAAGUGAGGCCUCCGUUCGAAAACUGGACCCAGACACUUCGGACUGCACUCCAGAGAAGGACCUGACCCCCACCCAGUGUGUGUUGAGGGAUGUGGUGCCUCUGGGUGGGCAAGGGGGUAGUGGGCACAGUCCUUCCCCAGGUGGGGAAGCACCCACAGAGGCCUUUGCCAACAGUGUCCUGCAACUGCAUGAGCAAGAGGCUGGGGGCCCGGGAGGGGCCACAGGGCCCACAGAAGGCCGGACCCCACGGUUCCGAGCUGAUGAAGUCAGGCUGCAGUGCCAGAGUGGCAGCGGCUUCCUGGAGGGCCUCUUUGGCUGCCUUCGUCCAGUCUGGACCAUGAUUGGCAAAGCUUAUUCCACAGAGCACAAACAACAACAGGAAGAUCUGUGGGAGGUGCCCUUUGAGGAGAUCCUAGACCUGCAGUGGGUGGGCUCUGGGGCCCAAGGUGCUGUAUUCCUGGGACGCUUCCAUGGAGAAGAGGUGGCUGUGAAGAAGGUUCGGGACCUAAAGGAGACUGACAUCAAACACCUUCGGAAACUCAAGCAUCCCAACAUCAUCACUUUCAAGGGCGUCUGCACCCAGGCUCCCUGCUACUGUAUCCUGAUGGAAUUUUGUGCCCAAGGCCAGUUAUAUGAGGUACUGCGGGCAGGACGUCCUGUCACACCAUCCCUGCUAGUUGACUGGUCUAUGGGCAUUGCCGGAGGGAUGAACUACCUGCAUCUGCACAAGAUCAUCCACCGAGACCUCAAAUCCCCAAACAUGCUGAUCACUUAUGACGAUGUGGUCAAGAUCUCAGACUUCGGAACAUCCAAGGAACUCAGCGACAAAAGCACUAAGAUGUCAUUCGCCGGCACAGUGGCUUGGAUGGCCCCAGAGGUGAUCCGGAAUGAGCCUGUGUCUGAGAAGGUGGACAUUUGGUCAUUUGGUGUGGUGCUGUGGGAGCUGCUGACUGGUGAAAUCCCCUACAAAGAUGUGGACUCAUCUGCCAUCAUCUGGGGUGUGGGCAGCAAUAGCCUUCACUUGCCCGUGCCAUCCAGCUGCCCUGAUGGUUUCAAGAUUCUCCUCCGACAGUGCUGGAAUAGCAAACCCAGGAACCGGCCUUCAUUCAGGCAGAUCCUACUGCACCUGGAUAUUGCCUCAGCUGAUGUGCUCUCCACGCCCCAGGAAACCUACUUCAAAUCCCAGGCAGAGUGGAGGGAAGAAGUGAAGCUGCAUUUUGAAAAGAUCAAGUCAGAAGGGACUUGUCUACACCGACUAGAGGAAGAGCUGGUGACUCGAAGGAGGGAGGAACUCAGACAUGCCUUGGACAUCCGGGAACACUAUGAGCGGAAACUGGAACGUGCCAACAACUUGUACAUGGAACUCAAUGCCCUGAUGCUGCAGUUGGAACUCAAAGAGAGGGAGCUGCUGAGGCGGGAGCAGGCCUUGGAACGGAGAUGCCCUGGGCUCCUGAAACCACACCCUCCCCGGGGCCUUCUGCAUGGCAACACUGUGGAGAAACUCAUCAAGAAGAGGAAUGUUCCACAGAAGCUGUCACCCCACAGCAAGAGGCCAGAUAUCCUGAAAACAGAAUCCUUGCUCCCCAAGUUGGAUGCAGCCUUGAGUAGUGUUGGGCUCCCUGGUUGUCCCAAGGGGCCACCCUCUCCAGGACGGAGCCGUCGUGGCAAAACCCGUCACCGAAAGGCCAGCUCCAAGGGCAGCUGUGGUGACCUGCUUGGGUUUCGGGCAUCUGUACCUAAUCCUGAACCUGGGGGGCCAGGAAACCCAGGGAGUUUAGGAGGGGGACCCUCAGCUUGGGAGGUCUGCCCACCUGCCCUCCGGGGCCUCCAUCAUGACCUCCUCCUCAGAAAAAUGUCUUCUUCUUCCCCUGACCUGUUAUCAGCUGCACUGGGAGCCCGAGGCCGAGGGGCAGGAGGGGGAGCUUUGGAACCCAGCUCUCCCCCUCCUGUGCAGGAAGACACUCCUCCCAGUGAGGGAUCAGCUCCUGGCUCUACCAGUCCAGAUUCACCCGGAGGAGCCAAAGGGGAGCCACCUCCAGCAGGGGGCCAGGGUGAAGGGGCAGGGCUGCUGGGUUCUAGCAGGGAGGGAGCUGCUGGAAGAGGAAGCAGGGCUGGUGCCCAGCACCUGACCCCUGCUGCGCUGCUGUACCGAGCUGCUGUCACUAGAAGCCAGAAACGCGGUGUAUCUUCAGAGGAAGAGGAAGGCGAGGUCGACAGUGAAGUGGAAUUGCCCACAAGACAGAGGUGGCCACAAGGCCUGAACAAACGGCAGUCACUAUCCACCUUCAGCUCAGAAAACUUGUCUGACGCGGAAGAAGGUACAGCUAGCGAGCCAUCACCCAGUGGUACACCAGAGGUGGGCAGUACCAACACAGAUGAACGACCUGAUGAGCGGUCAGACGAUAUGUGCUCUCAGGGAUCUGAGAUCCCACUGGACCCACCGGCUCCAGAUGGAGCCCUGGGACAUGAACCUGCUUCCCAGCCCAGUCUACAGGAGGUGCAAAACCAAGUCCUGCUCAGAAGGGAACAGGGCAUCCUCAACUCUGAGGACUCAGACUGCGAUAGCACGGAACUGGAUAACUCAGGCAGUGCUGAUGCCCUGCAGCCCCCUGCCUCCCUCCCUCCGUGAAUGCCACCCUUGCCCGAUGUAUAGAGAAAUAUUUAUAUAAAUU
Dromiciops gliroides (monito del monte) is the source of this 3077-nucleotide messenger RNA. It is a transcript of the gene MAP3K12, whose product is annotated as mitogen-activated protein kinase kinase kinase 12. Lineage: Eukaryota; Metazoa; Chordata; Mammalia; Microbiotheria; Microbiotheriidae. Bases 344 to 3034 code for a protein of 896 amino acids. The record is from RefSeq and is a predicted model, not a curated record. Gene Ontology annotation, biological process: JNK cascade; protein autophosphorylation. Gene Ontology annotation, molecular function: ATP binding; JUN kinase kinase kinase activity. The transcript is spliced from 14 exons.